Messenger RNA from Saccoglossus kowalevskii, 1946 nucleotides. RefSeq lists its product as uncharacterized. The record is from RefSeq and is a predicted model, not a curated record. Lineage: Eukaryota; Metazoa; Hemichordata; Enteropneusta; Harrimaniidae. Gene Ontology annotation, biological process: signal transduction.
AGGUUUACUUCACCACCCUCCCUCCCUGCCCGAUAUUCGUCAGUAAUGAGUGCUUCAAUACCUAUCGAAGUCGAAGUGGUUGAUGACGGGAUGAGUCACGCAUCCGCUUUCCAUGAUGGAAGUGUGCAGCAUGUCAUCACGGACACUACCCGGCAUGAUGGAUUAUCAACCACUGCCAAAGAAGAUGCGACAAAGGUGUUCUUUUCGCAUAGUAGCAAAGAUAGUGCCUGGGUCAAGGAAACUGUAGAGAGAUUAGAGCAAAAUCAUAGCAUUGAGUGUCUGUUUGAUGAAAGAGAUUUUAUUGCUGGCAGACCCAUAGUUGAUAAUAUUAUUAGAUGCAUCCGAAACACGGAUAGAACAGUUUUGGUGUUGACUCCUGAUUUUCUUGAUAGCCCAUGGUGUGGCUAUGAAGCUCAGAUGAUUUUCAGUGAACAUCUUUUUCGAGAACAGAAGAUAAUGAUCCCAGUGUUGCUGAGUGAGUGCAUUGUACCAGAUUUUAUGAAACAUCUUACCUAUCUUGAUGUCAGAGAUCCACAGUUCUGGGACAAAUUUCUGGAGAUAUUACUCUUAGACGAUACAAAUGUGGAAAUACACGACUCAAUGUUAGAACAGUUUUCUUCCGGGUCUGAAACAGUAAAAUUUAAUGGUAAAAGUAUCCUGCCAGUGAACAUGAACUUGACUCUUGAUACUACUAGGAUCUAUGAAUCUCUUGCAUCAAAAGGAAUCCGGGUCCCUCAAGACAACAUACAUGCCGCGGUUGAAAUUCUGACAAGAAGCUCCCCAGUCCGCUUUAGCUGUUGCUAUGGGUGUUGUAAAUCACACGCAAUGCGAAUAAUACUAUGGAUAUUUUCUCUUUUGUCUAUAUCGGUUUCAUUGGUUUAUUUUCUAGUAUUCGCGAUUCUCAUCCAAUCAUUUGAUGGAAUUCCAGGGACUGUAUUCUAUUGCUUUGCAGUCGCGUUGAUUACUAGUAUGACAUUACUUAUAUGCAUGUUAAAGUGUGGUCGCAUACAUAAAAAGCCUGAACGCGAGGCAAAUCUUCUCCUCAUGGACCACGGUGUCAUUCUUGGAAUAGUACCUUCAACGUCAAGAAGAUGCAUGUAUGACAUACAUUUUGUCCAUUUCCGAACUGCUAAAUGCUUGCGUACCCUGGAACGAUAUUUGAAAAGUAAGACCAAGAACAAGUUUCAAAAGAAACGAUCUGAUAACAUAAUUACUGUUGAAGACACUGACGACAGCAGUAAUUUAAUUGACAGUUCAGCGAUAAUUACAAAAGAAGAAGAACACAUUAAGGAAACUGCCCGGAAUUAUGUGGCUAAUUUAUGUGGACGAUACGUUAGACGGAUACAUCAAGAUAAGUUGCGCAAUCCAACUGGUGGAGUUCGACAUUGCAGUAAAGGAGUCUGUCUUUGUCAGUUUGUACAGAUAGAGUACUUUAAGGAGUCUGUUUGAAAUGGACGUUAAUUUAUUUAUCAUUACAUUUUGGUAGCAUCGCAUCUGUAACGCGUUGUAACGCGCGUAAAACCAUUGAUUGUUCGCAUACAAUUCGAUUCUGCGUUCUUCCCGACGACCGCCUCCUUUACAUGACUGAGAGUAUUUUGACGUCAUUGAUUGGUAAUUGUUUUUACAAAGACGCUGAUGUUCUAAUUCACGUGUUUCCAAAUUUAUAUAUUCCUUGAUAUUCCGAUUUUGAUCUCACUGAUAUUGUAUUAAGUAUAAUAUAUUUUAACUUGGACUUUGGCAUGAUGUUAUUCCUAGCCACACAACCCGUCAUCUUAAUGAUUAUACCUUGGUUGACUUUUAGCUGACUUUCAUCUGUCAAAAUGAUUGUUAUUACAUUGGUAUAUGUAUUGUUUAGUUUGCAGUUCACAUACAUACAAACCUUGGCUAAGCCACGUUUUUUGGACAUUUAGAGGCGAAUAGGAAUUAAACUCCUUUAUUUAUAGAAA